Molecule: messenger RNA, 1483 nt
Organism: Mustela lutreola (European mink)
Lineage: Eukaryota; Metazoa; Chordata; Mammalia; Carnivora; Mustelidae
Gene: RILP
Product: Rab interacting lysosomal protein
Exons: 8
Coding region: 247-1392 (381 amino acids)
Biological process (GO): cilium assembly
Cellular component (GO): cytoplasm; ciliary basal body
Molecular function (GO): protein dimerization activity
Source: RefSeq, a predicted model, not a curated record
GCCUGGCUGGAAGUAGGCAGUCCCGCUUCCUGUGACCUUGGGGGCUUGAACAGGACAGGGCCCAGGGGGCCCAGUGCACUACUUCUUUCCCCAAGCCUUUUCUCUUCAUCGCUCCUCCUCUGUCGCUUCUUCCCCGCCCUCUACUGCCCUAAACUGCUUCCUGGGCCGGAAACUGUUUGGCUUUUUCCUGCCCCAGUGAGGGUUGGAGGGGGCGGGGGUUGUCGCAGCCCUUAACUUUCAGGGAACAUGGAGCCCAGGAAGGCGGUGCCUGGGGUGCACAGCUGCGGGCCUCGGGUGGCCGCGGGGUCAGGGACGGCCGCGGAGCUCGUGUACCAUCUAGCGGGGGCCCUAGGCACGGAGCUGAAGGAGCUGGCGCGCCGCUUCGGGCCGGAGGCGGCGGCCAGGCUAGUGCCGCUCGUGGUGCGGGCGCUGGAGCUCCUGGAAAAGGCUGCGGUGGGUCCGGACCCAGACUCACUGCAGGUGUCCGCGCAGCAGGCCGAAGCAGAGCUGCGGCGGCUGCGGGAGGAGAACGAGCGCCUCCGCAGAGAGCUGCGCUCCGGGCCACAGGAGGAGCGCGCUCUCCUGAGGCAGCUCAAGGAAGUGACCGACCGCCAGCGGGACGAGCUCCGCGCGCACAACCGAGACCUGCAGCAGCGCAGCCAGGAGACCGAGGCGCUGCAGGAGCAGCUGCAGCGCCUCCUACUGGUGAACGCGGAGCUGCGGCACAAGCUGGCCGCCGUACAGACUCAGCUGCGCGCGGCGAGGGACCGUGAGAGGGAGUGGGAACUGCAGAGCCAGGGGGCGGUGGAGCUGACGCGGGAUCGGACCAGGGGCUCCGGGUACGAGCAGAGGCAGGAGCCCGAGCGGGCCACCGCCGACGCAGGAGCCCCGGGGAACCCUGAGGACCCGCAGCCAGGCCACCCCUCCAAGGCAGGACAGUGCAGCUUCAGUCGAGAGGAGCUCGAGCAGAUCCUUCAGGAGCGGAAUGAGCUUAAAGCCAAUGUGUUCCUACUGAAGGAGGAGUUGGCCUACUUCCAGCGGGAGCUGCUUGCAGACCACCGGGUCCCUGGGCUUCUGGUUGAGGCCAUGAAGGUGGCUGUCAAGAAGCAGCGGAAGAAGAUCAAGGCCAAGAUGUUAGGGAUCCCAGAGGAGGCAGAGAGCAGUGACGAUGAAGACAGCUCAUGGCUCCUGCUCUCCAGUGAUAAGGGAGCCCACUCUGCACCCACUGAGUCCAGAAUACAAAGUUUCUUUGGCCUGUCCUAUCAGAGUGAAACAGAGGCCCGUGAAGCCCAGACCAGCAGCAUGGCUCCCAGUGAGCUAGGGGGAGAAGAGGAGGCCCCACAACAACCCCACUUGGAGCCUGGGGGCAGCCCCACAGUCCUCAAUUCCUGACUGGCUCUGCUCUGCACCCGAUGAACAUCUUUGUCUGGGGCAGUCUCAGCUGCCCCAGAGAACUGACUUUAGAAUCCGGCUAUGAGGGCGC